AUGUUUAAACAGGUUACCUUCUUUGCUUAUCUAAUACACUUGUGUUUGGGAGAUGAAUUACUAUCAGUGCAUAUCAUGUGGAGACACGGGGCUAGAAAACCUUAUUUCUGCAAUUGGGGUUGUGAUGAGAAAACCAAAUCCUCUUUGUCUGAAUUGACUCCGGUAGGAAUGAGAUAACAUUAUGUCUUAGGAUAAUGGCUGAAAAAGAAGUAUAUAGAAACAGGAUUUCUGGAUCCUAUUUUUAAUGAAAAUUAAAUCUAUAUAGAGAGUAGUAAUACAAAUAGAACAAUUAUGAGUGCUUACAGCAAUCUAUAAGGAAUGUUCCCUAAAGGUCCUAUAGUACCAAAAGUAUCAAAUGAUCUACUAUUACCACCUAUGACUGAUGUUAAAACCCCAGAGGGAAUUUAGGAUUUUGCAUUACCCAAUUAGAUUCAGGUUAUUCCAAUCCAUAGUUUGCAAGAAGAAUUAGACUAUGUAAUGUACAUGUACUGUCCUGCCUUAUGGGAUGGUGGAGCACAUAAUUUACAUACUGAUGUUUACUAUGAUAUUAACAAUCGUUCCUAGGAGUUGAUUAAAAGAUUUAACAAAGAACUCAAUCAAAAUUUAACAAACAUAGUGGAACUAUAUGAGUGGAGAGACACCUUUAUCAGCAAUGAAUAUAAUGCAGGAGAGAAUCCACGUGAAUUAACUCCAGAUUUGAUGGCAGAAUUAGAUAAAAUAGCAGGACUUGGAUUCCUUUUAUAUUAUACUUAAGACUAUUACCAAGCAGCUCUUCUUACAAGUGAAUUUUUUAGAACUCUUCUUGAUGGCUUUGAUGGAGUUCUAAAUCGAACAUCAAAAAUAAAGUAUCAUGCUUAUUCUGCCCAUGACUCUAGUAUAUAUGCCUUAUUGUAUGCAUUGAAUUUAACAAAUGUUGAAUGCUACAAUCAAAGUUAUUUCGGAAAAGUUGAAUCUCAUACUACUUGCAUUACUACUUAUCCUGAUUAUACCGCCAACAUUAUUUAUGAGUUAUACAAUAGUUCCACUCUUGGACCUUAUGUUAAAAUCAUGUAUAAUGGUACAUACGUGAGUGUUUGUCAAGAUCAAUCAUUAACCUGUUCGUACUCUCAUUUCAAAAGUGUUAUCAAAGGGAUUAGGAGGGAUUACAAAAAGGAAUGUAAAAUUGAAGAAGUAUCGAUCCCUGUAGACUAUUAAACUCCAUGGUGGGCUGUUACAUUUUUUGUUUUAGUGUUGGGUUUGUGCGUUUGUUCUUUUUCAAUGGUUGUAAUCAUACAUCAAAAAAAAUAGAGAUAUGUGAGAUAAAAUAAUAGAUAUGGAGUGUGA
This is a messenger RNA of Paramecium tetraurelia, 1323 nucleotides long. RefSeq lists its product as uncharacterized. Lineage: Eukaryota; Ciliophora; Oligohymenophorea; Peniculida; Parameciidae. The record is from RefSeq and is a predicted model, not a curated record. The transcript is spliced from 2 exons. Gene Ontology annotation, biological process: dephosphorylation. Gene Ontology annotation, molecular function: phosphatase activity.